CCCACGACCCCGGGCGGGCCGCGACGGCGCCAUGAGAGAAAUCCCCGCGCCGCACUCCGCUCCUCGGCAGCGCUCUCGACGGUUGAUUAGUAGCGCCUGUGGCGGCGCCGGCGCGGUGUGUGGAGGUGCGCUGCCCGGCGGGAGCCAUGGCGGACGAGGAGCUGGAGGCGCUCCGGCAGCAGCGGCUGGCCGAGCUGCAGGCCAAGCACGGGGAUCCUUCUGGUGAUUCAUCGCAACAGGAAGCAAAACAGAGGGAAGCAGAGAUAAGAAAUACUAUUUUAGCUCAAGUUCUUGAUCAAGCAGCUCGUGCAAGAUUAAGCAAUUUGGCACUUGUGAAACCAGACAAAGCAAAAGCAGUGGAGAAUUACCUUAUACAGAUGGCAAGAUUUGGGCAGUUACCUGGAAAGGUAUCGGAACAAGGUUUGAUAGAAAUACUUGAAAAAGUGAGUCAGCAAACAGAAAAGAAAACAACAGUAAAGUUCAACAGAAGGAAAGUAUUGGAUUCUGAUGAAGAGGAUGACUACUGAUACUACUGUAGGACUGUCUGCCAAACAAAAGGCCUGGGAAAAGGCAACCUGCUUUUUUGUCAGGCAGAAUGCAGGAUCUGAAAAUGUUUACGCUUUGCUUUUUUUUUUUUAAUUAAAAAGGCCAACAAAUGAACUUGUCUUUUUAAGUCUGAGAAGGGGAUUCUAUAACCUAAUUUUUUGUAGUGUAAGAGGCCUGAGCAGUGUGGGGUUCCCCACUGCUUCAUUAGCAUGAACAAUUUGUUGCCCUGUACUCAUUGUGUAAGCUAUGCUUCCAGCAACUGCACAUGCUUAACUUGCUGCUAUUGGAGAUAUACCAUAACACGAGGAGGAGCUAAGCGUAAAGCUGGAACAGCCACUCCUAGGAGUUUAAAGACUUACCUCUGGGCUCUAAGUCACAGAAGUGUUAAAAACGAGAUUUCCUGAGCCCCUGAGGAAGCCCAUCCAGCAGCUCACUCUCUUUCAACUACUUAUUGAAAAUUUAUCAAAUGAAGUGAGGGUAUCACAGUGGUGCUUGAAUUGGAGGACUUCAGAUCAGGCACGCUGUGUAAAGAAGUUGUAACCAGCAGACAACAUUGUUCCCCUAUGAAAUAAUCAAAGUGUCUCAAAAAAAGCAAGUUAACUGUGUAAUAUAGCACUAUUCAGACACUUGGUAUCCUAUAUUUUUAAAACUACCUCCAUUUUUAUCAAAUGGCUGGAGUGUUUCUUACUUUGAAAAAAAGAAGACCGUUUUCCUAAACUCUCUGCAACUCCUGCAUGCAUAGAGUGAAACUGAACCUGUGCUAUACGUUUAUUCAAGAAUAUGGUUAUGGAAAUAAGUAGGAUAAAUACUGUAACGUGCUGAUAAACACUCUAUCACCACAGACCCCUUUUCUGACCUAAUUUACAGGAACAUGUAUGAUCCCAAUGGCAUUGUUUUUUAGGAACAGAAUAAAAUUGUUUUAAGUGA
Molecule: messenger RNA, 1473 nt
Organism: Strigops habroptila (Kakapo)
Lineage: Eukaryota; Metazoa; Chordata; Aves; Psittaciformes; Psittacidae
Gene: PDCD5
Product: programmed cell death 5
Exons: 6
Coding region: 147-527 (126 amino acids)
Cellular component (GO): nucleus; cytosol
Molecular function (GO): DNA binding
Source: RefSeq, a predicted model, not a curated record